Cylindrotheca closterium is the source of this 789-nucleotide messenger RNA. The record is from the annotation of a GenBank genome assembly. Lineage: Eukaryota; Bacillariophyta; Bacillariophyceae; Bacillariales; Bacillariaceae.
AUGUCCACAAGAGCUUUCACUCAGAUUUUGACCAACCGAUCAAUAUCCAAGCAACUUUAUACCACCAAUAAGCGAUUCUUUCAAUCCACAACCAUCACCAAAAUGAGCACCGAAAAGCCAAAGCCAAUGAUUUUUGCCAUUAUGCGCAAUGGACAUGAAGUUAUCCGAGGGGAUUCUUUGGAUGUCAAAGAAAAGUUGGAGGCAGGAGAUGUCGACGCCGCCAAGAAGCUUUGGAGUGACAUGAGAAAAUGGGAGACCAUUCAUGCACAAAUGGAAGAGGGAAGCAGCAAAGGAGCAUCCACGCCCAAGGGUUUCUUUCAUAUUCUAGAUGAAAAGUGCGAAAAUAUUGCUACGGAAAAGGGUCUCUUCUCGGCGCAUGAAGAACUGGAAUCCAAGGCUGCCGAAGUGGAGACUUUGUUGGGAGAAAAUGAUCCCGACAAGGCAUUGGCAGCUUUUAAUGAAUUUGCCAAAUUUAAUGAAGAUCACUUGAAGCAUGAAGAAGACAUCAUGAUGCCACAAGUUAUGAAGAUGACCAAGAGCGGAGUGCCCAUGAAGAAAGUCAUGAUGGAAGAGAUUCUUCCCAUGGUAGGUGAUGAAGAAGAGUUUUUCUUUUCCCAUGCCUGUUCCACUUUGGAAAAGCAUAGUGGUGACAUGCCAAGAGCUCGUGUCUUUGUCCAUGCCCUAUGGGCUGCCUCGACCCCUGACGAAUGGGCCAAACGUUCCGAAAUUGCCAAGGGUGCUCUCUCCGAACCUGCCUGGAGUGAAAUUGAAGGAUUGACUUCGUCAUAA